UCUAAUAACAUGUCUGGACGCGGCAAAGGAGGAAAAGUUAAGGGAAAAGCAAAGUCCCGUUCGACUCGUGCUGGUCUCCAAUUCCCGGUAGGCCGUAUUCACCGUCUGCUCAGGAAGGGAAACUAUGCCGAGCGCGUUGGUGCCGGAGCUCCCGUCUAUCUGGCUGCCGUGAUGGAAUACUUGGCAGCUGAAGUGUUGGAAUUGGCAGGAAAUGCCGCCCGUGACAAUAAGAAGACCAGAAUCAUCCCCCGUCAUCUGCAAUUGGCCAUCCGCAAUGACGAAGAGUUGAACAAACUCUUGUCUGGUGUCACCAUUGCUCAGGGAGGUGUCCUGCCAAACAUCCAAGCCGUCCUUCUGCCCAAGAAGACCGAGAAAAAGGCCUAAAUAAUUUCCGCGCAAUGAACACA
Sabethes cyaneus is the source of this 407-nucleotide messenger RNA. Its product is annotated as histone H2A-like. Gene Ontology annotation, molecular function: structural constituent of chromatin; protein heterodimerization activity; DNA binding. Gene Ontology annotation, cellular component: nucleosome. The record is from RefSeq and is a predicted model, not a curated record. The coding region runs from base 10 to 384 and encodes 124 amino acids. NCBI's taxonomy places the organism in Eukaryota, Metazoa, Arthropoda, Insecta, Diptera, Culicidae. The transcript has a single exon.